GGUGGGACCCGUCGACGAAGCUGUCCUCGUCGCAGUAUGGCUCAAACCGCCGUCCUCCUAACAGCGAUAUGCAUCGCCUUGUCCCUGGCCGCUGAAGACCGUAAAGCGCGCUCGGCGGACCUAGACCGGGGCCCCGAUAUGGCCCCUAAAUCGGUGGACUUUGCAGCAGAAAGUGAUGCAUCCAAUCUGACACAAGCUCUGGAACGAAGACUGGAGAUGAGCACCGAGUUCUUCCUGGUGCCCAGCAGCGCAUCCCCUAGCACCACGACGGUGAGUCACGUGUCCAAAACGGCCUGCGUGGGAUGCCCAAAAGACACUGGAGUGCUACGCAACGAAGUGUGGGUCAUCCCUGUGCUAGCCCUGUCGGCCAUUACAAUGCUCCUGAUCGCCGGGUUCGAAGUGUUCGUGCUGUGCAAAGCCUGGAGGACAACCCCCAGUCGCAGACACUUGUUCCUGGGGCAGAUGCUCCUUUUGGGGUUGUUCUCUUGCGCUGGACUGGCCGCCGUCCUAACCGCCUCCCCCACUGAACUCUCCUGCGCCGUGGUGCGAUUCGGCAUGGGGGUGGCCUACACCAUAGUGUUCGCCUCGCUCCUAGUGAAGUGCGUUUUUCUGAUCAGCCUCAACGGAGGAGUGUACCUCCCUGCGCCCUACCAAGGACUCUUACUGAUGUUCGCGAUUCUCAUCCAGGUAGCUAUAGGCAUUCAGUGGCUGGUUUCCAGCCCGCCUUCGGUGGACAGCAUCGCCGUUGAGGCCGUUUUGGCCCAGAACAAGCAUCGUCUACUUGUCACCGCUGAAGACGUAAGUACGUUUAUCCCCCUGUGCAGCACCCCCUACGUGGACAUGCUGCUGUCGCUGAUCUACGUGGUGUUUUUAAUACUUUUCGUGACGGUCUUGGCUGUUAAGUCCAGAGGGAUUCGUGACAAUUACAGAGAAGCGACUUAUAUAGGGCUCUCCGUUGGGUGCAGCAUCCCCACGUGGCUGGUGUGGACCACGAGCGGUCUGGUGGUGAACGAGAGACACAGAGAUGCUUGUAUCGCGUUCGGACUUGUUAUUUCUUCGGUGAUGGUGUUUUUGAUUAUGUUCAUGCCAAAAGGAAGACAACUGGCGGCAAUGGGCAAAGAAGGAGUAUACGUGGAAGACCGCGAGGAACGCUUCAGUUCGCUGAGCAGAGCGGCGUCUGGAUAUUCGCCGUCGUUCUUUCAUUUCAAGCCGGUUAAGUAUGGGCUGAACCAGUACGGAUCUUCUCAUAAGCAUCAGCAGACUGUCACUACCGUAGGAGGAGGUACGUUGAGAUUUUAG
This is a messenger RNA of Leptinotarsa decemlineata (Colorado potato beetle), 1299 nucleotides long. RefSeq names its product metabotropic glutamate receptor 2. Lineage: Eukaryota; Metazoa; Arthropoda; Insecta; Coleoptera; Chrysomelidae. Gene Ontology annotation, biological process: G protein-coupled receptor signaling pathway. The record is from RefSeq and is a predicted model, not a curated record. Gene Ontology annotation, molecular function: G protein-coupled receptor activity. Gene Ontology annotation, cellular component: membrane.